This is a messenger RNA of Cynoglossus semilaevis (tongue sole), 4835 nucleotides long. It is a transcript of the gene tbc1d17, whose product is annotated as TBC1 domain family, member 17. The coding region runs from base 183 to 2111 and encodes 642 amino acids. The record is from RefSeq and is a predicted model, not a curated record. NCBI's taxonomy places the organism in Eukaryota, Metazoa, Chordata, Actinopteri, Pleuronectiformes, Cynoglossidae. The transcript has 19 exons. Gene Ontology annotation, molecular function: GTPase activator activity. Gene Ontology annotation, biological process: activation of GTPase activity.
UGAAAUUUCUGAUUUCUGAUGUCUUUUUACUUCUGUCCAGUGUCUCAUCAAACAGCCUAUGCUAUAGGCAACCCAGAAAACAUAGAGCUUCCUUGUGGGCGGGCCUUUAGAGAGACCGAAGUGUGACGUAAUAUUUGUUGUGGAAGAAGAAGAAUCAUCGCAGUAACUCCAACGCCAGAAGAAUGGAGACUAACAGGGAUGAUUGGAAGUUGAUAUUUGAAAAGGAGGGGGUUUACCUUCAUACAAAUGCCAAAAGGAGUAACCAAGAAACCAGCCUACCAGGCUACAUUCGUAUUGUGGAGCGAGCUGGAGUGCCAGCUCUAGAGUGGAGCCCCUUGGAGGAUGAAGGCCGCAGUGCCCCUGCUGUGCUCUAUUCCAAAAAGAAUGGAGAAGGUGGUGAGGAGGACACAAAGUUUGAUCCUGGUUAUGAGCCUGACUGGGCAGUAAUCAGCACUGUAAAGAAGAAUCGAGAACCUGUUCCAGUGCAAGCCUCAGGUCAGUGGUCAUUCUCUCUGCCGCUCUCUGAGCUGUACUCGCUACGAAAGGCCCGUUUUCCUUUGGGUCGAAACCUCUUGGUGCUGACCAGUCGAGGUGGACACCCGCUGCCUCCUCUGCACUUCUACAGAGGAGGGACUAGGGAACUUUUUAGGGCCCUGACACGUUACCUAAUCCUGGAUCAGUCACCAGUGGAUGGGCGGCUCUUCCUCACCUAUCCAAGGGACUCUGGUGCCCUCUCUCAGUCAUUUGACAAACUGCAGCUCUUCGAUGAUGGUCCUGAUAUUGUCUCGAGAUUCAUUCUCGAUCCGUAUGCCACCACAUUUGGUGGUUUCUCCAAAGUCACCAACUUCUUCAAGGCAGCUCUUCGUCCUCCGGACUCCUCCAGUCAGUCCUGUACACCUCGGGAUCCAAGUCUGCCUUCACAGUCUGAAGAAGAGCCUGGAUUUGAACUGAUCACAUGUGGUGUGGAGCUUGGUCCAAGACCUAAAGUAACCAGGGGACCACCUCUGGACAAGUGGGAGGAGUUUCUGGACGCCGAAGGCCGUGUGAUGAACCCAGAACACAUAAAAAAGCUUGUCUUUAAAGGGGGCAUCCAGUCAUCUUUGAGGAAGGAGGUGUGGAUGUUCCUUCUGGGUUUUUACCCCUGGAACAGCACUGCUAAAGAACGGGAAGACAUCUUAUCUAGCAAAACAGAUGAGUAUUUUCGUAUGAAGGUGCAGUGGAGGUCCAUAAGUGAAGAACAGGAGAUGAGAAACUCGCUUCUUAGAGGAUACAGAAACCUGAUUGAGAGGGAUGUCAGUAGGACUGACAGACAUACCACUUUCUUCUCUGGAGAUGAUAACCCAGGACUCGUUCUGCUCCACGAUGUGCUGAUGACGUACUGCAUGUACAACUUCGAUCUGGGUUACGUGCAGGGGUUGAGCGACCUCCUCUCGCCAAUUCUCUAUGUCACUCAAAAUGAAGUGGAGUCUUUCUGGUGUCUGACUGGUUUCAUGGAGCUGGUGCACCAGAACUUUGAAGAGUCUCAGGAGGCAAUGAAGCAGCAGCUCCUUCAGCUCAGCAUCCUCGCAGAAAUUGGACUACUAUAUAACUUUUUGUUUUCUCUGUCAGACUCUCAGGACAGUGGCUCACUCUGCUUCUGUUUCCGCUGGCUGCUCAUCUGGUUUAAGAGAGAGUUUUCCUUCGAGGACAUUCUUACCCUGUGGGAGGUCUUGUGGACUGGUCUUCCCUGUAGCAACUUUCACCUCCUGAUCGCCUCCACCAUUUUGGAGUCUCAAAGAGGCGAGUUGAUUGGCUCCGAUCACGACUUUAACACAAUUCUAAAGCACAUUAACGAGCUGACAAUGAGGUUGGAUCUACAGAGUAUCCUGCACCAAGCAGAGUCAAUUUACCUGCAGCUGACACAGUGCAAGGAAAGGAGACCUUUCAAACACGUCCUCAGCGGCCGAUCAAAGCCCUUAAGAGGUUGCUGUUAUCGCUGUCCCCGCGACAAGGUUCUAGUCUGCAGUGGCGUCCGUAACAGCAAAUCAUCAACAGCUACCCAAGUGAGAAGCAGAAGAGAAGCCGCAGCCCACGUCAUUGCAGCAACAACACUCUUGAUAUCCUUUGUUUAGUAAAAAAUGCUAAAAAUGCUUUUAGCCUUUUCUAAAGCCAUUUAAAUGUGGAAAUGUGGGUAUUGCCGGGAAAAUAUAAUGGUAAUAUAAAAAAUAUAUAUAACUUGGACAGGUUUGUUGGGCCUAAUUAAAAAGUCAAACGGACCGCAUUCUAGCCCCCGGGCCGUAGCUUGACCAUACCUAGGUUAGGCAAACGUUUUGUCUAUGUUAUGUGUUGUUGGUUUUGGACAAAUUUUCUCACCGUUAACAAAUUGGAUUGGGUUUUUUUUUUCCCCCUUCUCACCCUGUGUAAUUUUUUAUUUUAUGACCUGUUCGCCACUUGCGAUUGGCUAAACUUUGCGUUGUUUUCUUUCUCCUCCCUCUCCUACUCGUGCAGCCAGCAGGUGUCCUAGGGUUUAAAUGGGACUACUGUUCUCCACUAUGCUGGGAAAUGAGCUGGAAAAUCAGGGGUGGGACCAGACACGCCUCUUAUUUAGGAUCUGUCGCACUUCUUUUUCUUUCUGGCCUUCUCUUCCCAUGUUGUUUGAAUACAGCUGUGAUGCAUGAAUUUAGCCGGGCACUAAAACAGGGUUGACUAUUCCACGCAGCCGGUGCUGAUGUCCCAUCUUUCAACUCCACCUACUCCUCAUUCUGACCUCAUUUGACUUGCAGAGUCAAACUCAUUUAGGCCCUCAUUCAAACUCAAUCUGCCUGUCUUUUAGAGUCUGUAUGGUGGCGGACCUUGUGUGUGGUUUUUUUUUUAUCUCCCCAAUUCAUCCAGUUUCAUGUAGCCAUAAUACUGUUCCUAAAGGUAACUUAACUAACUUUAAUGGACAUUUUUUUAAAACAUUCAACGCUUACAGUUACUAUUGUAACAAACCUGAUCAAAACUGACUUAAGGUGUUGUUGGUGACGCUCCUUUCAUUUUGCAAACGUCGUGGCGAUGACAAAUGAACCUUGGGCUCAUAAUGCUAGGCUGGUUCCUAAACUUUUUCCUGCUGGGCCUUCCUUUGGUUCAUAAUAACAUUUUUUCGACCAUUUCGGCAAUUGCUUUUACACACCUUAAACUUCAUGCUAGUAUCGCCAAAUUUGGUCAGUUGGCAGGAGUGUGAUUUCCUGUGUGGGGAACGGAGCCGCUACUGCUGCUCCAAGCUGAUUGAAUGCGUGACGGGAAAAAACGAGAGUGAGAAUUAAAGAUAACGACCUUCUUUACAAUGUUAUUAUCGGAUAAUCAUUUCGUUUCAUUCAUUCAUUCUGAAGCUUUCGAACUUAUUACACACAAUAUAUUUUCUAAAAAAAAAAUUUUAAAAGUUUUUUCACUUUUCACUUCUAAUUAAAUAAAUGUUUUUGGUUUUUUUUUCGAACAGCACCUGUAACACGGUGGUUACGCGCUAGCUCUUUCCUGCAUUUGCGCCCCGACUGUAGUUGGAAUGCACCAGGGCAGAAGCUAACAUUAGUGCCCGGGGGCUAACUCCAUUCACUUUGUGCUUGUCGAGGGUUCAAAGCGUGUGAAAAAGUACCAGCUUAUAGUCUGGAAAUUACAGCAAAUAUGAAACUAUAAAACUGGUAUUUAAACAAGAAAAAAUGUCAAAACAUGGCCAACAUUUUAAUAUGGGUUGGGUUCUGGUUCUGCUCUAAUUUUUUCUGUCGGAAAAAAAAGUUGCUUUGUCUUCCGUAAAUGUGUCUCUGUUAACGGCAUGUCGCACAAAGUUAGGUUAAGCAUUUGGGCUUAGGUAUCAGAUCUAUCUAACAUUUUUUUUUCUAUGUUCUAUCCUGCAAUUUCGACCGACAGCUAUCCCGAGAAUCCGUCAACUUGUUUGGUUACCGAUAAAUCCGAUGAAUAAUUUCAAAUACAGGAAGUACCCAAUAACUAACUAACAUUUGAACCGAUAAAUAAAGCAGCAAUGGGUCAACAGAUCUUGUUAAAUAUAACAAAAAACGUAAACAAAAAAAAAAACGUAUUUUCUCCGUGAACUAUCACAGCUUAGAAAAAGUGACACGCGAUCGCGAAUCCAUGUGCCCUCGUUGAAUAGAGGAUGAAUUAUUUAUGCUGGUCGUGAAGAUUGUCGUGUCUCGUGCUGGUCUUUUCAGACUCCAAUUUGAAAUGUGAGCUGCCAUUGAAACCUUUAAUGUGUGGAAACACCACCUGUAAUGAGUCACAAAUACAAUCUCUAUUCUGUUUUGGCAAGUGCGACCCCACUGUGACCAUCAUGAGUCCCCAGGGGAUGAGGGAGUGUGCGAGGAGUGUCUUCUUCUGAAAAUGCAGCAGCCGUAGUGAAAAGGCCAGGGCCUGUUGUCUGACACUGAUUUGUAAAGGGAGACAAUACGGCUCAUUGACCUGGCCCGGCUCUACUGUCUGUUGCACAUACCUCGCCCUGCGCACAGCAGAUUGUCACAGGCGCGGGGAGGAGGGAUGGGAGCAAAGGAGUGACAGGACACAGGUUGCUUUGACAGUGACAGAAGAAAAGGGGGGCGGGGGGGGGGCCAAAACAAAUGGCAGAUAAACACUAUGAUAAAGACUAUUUGGGGUUUUUUUUUUAGUUAUUUAAUUUUAAUUGUAAAACAUGGCGGUGGGUAUAUUUUAUUGAUAAGCUAUAAACAUAAACUAUGAACAUAAACACUAUCAAACUUACAAUAAGACAUCUAAAUGAGAAGGUUUUUAUUCUGACAUCAGGGUCAAAAGACCAAAAAGUCAAAUUAUGUGAGAGAAAGAGUCAAAAUAUUUUUGAUAAAAAGCAAUAUUUA